AUGGCGGCACCCACCGCAGAGGCCAACUCGAAAGAGUCCGCCAGUCCCAACAACGCCAACGCAACGAGACCCGAAUCGCCCAAGACCUCUCCCGCCUACUGGGGCUACCUCUUUCAGGAUGACAAGACGCCGACAAAAACCCUCGAGGCCUUGUUGCGCGCCGUCGCAAAAUACAUUAUGGCAGAAAUCGGCGACAAGCGUAUUCACUUCUUGACGCCCACCAAGCUGGCUGCCUUUUACCGGGCCGUCGGCGGCGAUUACGACUCCCUCUUUACCGGCAUGGACCAUCAGUCCAUAUCCUACAUCUGGCGUGUUACUGGCUGCCAACACUCCUUACAGCCCAUUCCCGGCAACGACUUCGAACCUCCGUCCGUCCCUGCCUUGACCCCGCGCGGCUUCGUGCGCUGGGAGUCGAUCGAGAUCCUGCUCGGGCCUGAAGAGCACGUUCCCUUCAUGCAAUAUGUCGUCAAAAACUGGGCGCUGAAGCACCCUGAAACGGGCGAGCCCUUUCCAACCGAGCUGCCCAAGGAAGCCUUCCCACUCGAAGCCGACACUGAGGUCGACAAGUGGCACAAGGCGUGCGCCGAGAAACUGAAGAAAGACGCCACGCCUCGAUCCGACCCGGCCGCGCCUGGAGCAACGCCACGACGUCACAGCCAGACGAAGCACUCGAGCUCGGAUGCGCCGUCUGAUUCGGAUGGCGGGAACGCGAGCCCGGAUACCAAACGUCGGCCGCAGAGCCACGAAUCGAUGCGCCCCCCGCCCACCAUUCGCCGCAUGGCUCCCAAGAACUCACAGGUCCCUCCAUCACCGGCCGUCACCGCGACAGCACAAAAUCUCCAUCCUCACCGAGCCGAGACGAGAGCAGAUGAGACGCGCAAGCGCACGCUACCCAUCCCAGAGGUUAUCAGGGACAAGUUUGACAAGGUCGGCGGAGCGACUUGUGAACGAGACCGCGAGCGUGAACGGGAACGCGAGCGCGAGCGAGAAAGGGAACGCGAACUGUUAGCUGCACGUAGGAAGCGUGAUCAGAUGGCGCGCGCCAACGGGGGCGUCCGGGCUCAGUCGCAGCUUGGUCUGAUAAAAGAUUCCGAUGAGUCGGACGCCGCCUCUGACGAGAGCGCCGUCGAGAGGCGCCGACGCCAGCGGCUUCGAGAGAAUCGUGACAGGGAACGGGACGAGUAUCAACGCGACCGCGAGAGGGCUGACCGUGUCCGCGAACGCGAGAGAGAGCGGGAGCGAGACCCCGGCAGAGAUCGCGGCCGCGAGAAGGAAUGGGAACGGCAGCGCGAACGCGAGCGGGAAGACGAGCGUGAGAUGCGUAAGCGGGCCGCCGCGGUACAUCCCGCGCCCCGAGGCCCAGCGCCGGACCAAGCAGCCACGCCGACGUUGAUCGCAUGCGGGAUGAGCUAUGGGACCCUCGCGACCGGGGAUUUCAGGGACGACAGGAAAAGGUGGAACGAGCGAGAGCGGGCCCGUGGAGCCCCAAUGACUGGGUUGUGUGGGGGCGGCGAUACCCCCCUGAGCCUGCCUGAAAGCUGA
Messenger RNA from Verticillium alfalfae VaMs.102, 1542 nucleotides. RefSeq lists its product as hypothetical. The record is from RefSeq and is a predicted model, not a curated record. The transcript has 5 exons. Lineage: Eukaryota; Fungi; Ascomycota; Sordariomycetes; Glomerellales; Plectosphaerellaceae. The coding region runs from base 1 to 1542 and encodes 513 amino acids.